AUGGACUCGUUGAUCAAGAAGGCCAAUCAAGGUGGAAGGUUUGGGAGUUCUGAACAUAUACAACACUGGCAGUACGUCUGGCACACUCCAACUAGAGACGAGGAGGCUGCUGGGCGAACUUCGGAACUAGAUGCGGGGGCUACUGCUGCCAAAGGGAACAACCAGUCUCAGGGGGACUCUCUGGAUCAACCGGAAAGUUUCCCGUUCAAGUUCAAAACGUGGAAGAGGGCAGAUGAAUGUGAAUGGGAUACAGUAGAGGACACUUUGGUUCCUCUCGAUCUGGAUAACUUUGAUAUAACUAAAGUUGUACAGGAUCAAUCAGCAGUCAAAGGUGGCCACGAAAAGGAGACGCAAAGCAUGGACGGUCUUACAGAAGACGAUAUUAGAGGCGCAGUAGGCGGAUCUGAGUCGAUACCGGGACUCUCUGGAAGCUCUGCACCUAACACCGAGGUUAAGGCGGUCUCUACAACAGCAGAGACCCCAAAUGUCGAUACUCCAAAGGGAUAUUCCUCUGAGGAAUCGCCAGGGGAAUCCCCAGAGAAAUUUGCUGCUGUUGCUACAGCUACAACUACUCCGGGCUUGGAGUCUAAUGCAGACGAGGAGAUGGAUACACUUACCCCGGCUUCUACGCUGGCAGGGGAAACAAAGAGAACUCCAGCGCUGAGCAAUCAAACGACGACCCCAAUGAAGACGUAA
Huiozyma naganishii CBS 8797 is the source of this 696-nucleotide messenger RNA. It is a transcript of the gene RTT102, whose product is annotated as Rtt102p. Gene Ontology annotation, cellular component: RSC-type complex; nucleus; SWI/SNF complex. Bases 1 to 696 code for a protein of 231 amino acids. Gene Ontology annotation, biological process: chromatin remodeling. The transcript has a single exon. Lineage: Eukaryota; Fungi; Ascomycota; Saccharomycetes; Saccharomycetales; Saccharomycetaceae. The record is from RefSeq and is a predicted model, not a curated record.